Messenger RNA from Arachis stenosperma, 630 nucleotides. Its product is annotated as cell wall protein IFF6-like. Lineage: Eukaryota; Viridiplantae; Streptophyta; Magnoliopsida; Fabales; Fabaceae. Bases 1 to 630 code for a protein of 209 amino acids. The transcript is spliced from 3 exons. The record is from RefSeq and is a predicted model, not a curated record.
AUGGUAGUGAAGGAAAACACCACACCUUCCCCUCUUCUCCAUCGCGUCUCUCUCUCUAUCUCAUCUGACUCUUCUUGCGGCAGCUCGACGGCGACACUCUUCACGGCUGCGGCUAUGGAAGGUCGUUACACUGGGAGUAGGGACGAUCUCGAUUGCACCCUACUGGAUGUCAACACUGGAACUCAAGGAGUUAAAGUCGCAACUAGAGGAACUGAUAGAAAAAAAGUUUAUCCGAUCAAGUGCACCGCAAUGGGGAGCCCAGUUUUGCUAGUAAAGAAAAAUAAUGGUAGUAUGAGGUUGUGCAUUAACUGUAGGCAACUGAACAAGAUCACUAUCAAGAAUAAAGCCAGUGAUGUCGGAUGCACCUAUGCCUUUCACUCCACCAUCAUCUCCUACAGCAACAGUAAUCGUGGUAGUGACAGUAGUGGUGGUGGUGGUAGUAAUGGUAAUAAUAAUGAUAGUGGUAGUGGUAGUAGUAGUAGUAGUAAUAGUAGUGGUAGUAGUAGUGGUGGUAAUAGUUGUGGUAGUGGUAGUAGUGGUAGUGGUAGUGGUAGUAGUAGUAGUGGUGGUAGUGGUGGUAGUGGUGGUAGUGGUAAUAGUAUAGUUGUCGUCUUUUUCCAGAGUCGAUGA